AUGGAGCGCGUCUUCUCCGACCUCGACGCGCGGCUCCAGGGCCGGCUCCAGGAGUGCGCGUUCAAGCUCGGCAACUGGAGCUUCGAGGCGUCGCAGUACCCGCUCGUCUUCGGCACCGAGGACGCGGCCGAGGUGAAGCGCAUCGUCGCCGACUACGGCAUGGACCAGGUCUGGUACACGGACCCGGCCACGGAGCGGCGCGUGCUCGUCGUGGACGGGAAGACGCCGGGCGCCGUGCGGCACCCGGAGACGGGCGCGUGGUGCCUCACGGACCACAUCGACGUCGACAGCGGUUUGAUCUGGGCGAGGUUCCUCAACUUCUACGGCGCGGGCUUCUUCCCGCUGGCGGUCGUGCGCGCGGCGUUCUUCCUUUUCCUCUACGGUCUCAUGCGGCGGAACUUCUGGUACGCGAACUCGCUGCACGACACGUUGGACAUGACGCUCCCGCUCGAGGACCGCGUGGCCAUCAACGACGCCGUCUUCCGCCACGCGUCCUUCUUCCAGUGGGAGAGCGGCGACGUGCUCAUCUGCGACAACAUCAAGAUGGGCCACGCGCGCCUCGCGUUCGAGCGGCCGCGGACGGUGCUCACGGCCAUGGUCGGGCUCUACGACGCGCAGGCGGGGCGCGACAAGUGCGCGCCCAAGCUUUGCCGUGGGGCAGCCCGCCGCGGCGACGAGCCCCUUCUCAUGUCGACCUUCGGGGACCUGUUCUUCAACAGCGUCGUGCUCGGCGGGCGCGGGCGGCGCGACGCGCCCGACGACGCGAGCUCCAGCGACGGCUGCGGCGGCGACGACGACGUCGAGCUGUCGCUGGCCGACGACGACGCGUCCGACGGGUGCGGCGCGGGCGGCGAGGAACCCGCGGCGCCGGACCCGCGCGCGACCUUCCGCGACGAGCUCCUCGCGCGGCCCGCGCGGCCGCCGGCGGGCGGCGGCGCCGGCUUCUGGGCCCACUUUGCGGAUGUCUACGACCUGGCGACGUCGCUCGCGGCCGACGCGGGCGCCGCGCGGCGCGCGGCGCGCGACGCCCGGGCCGACGCGUUCAAGGCGGCGAACGCGCUGGCCGUCGGCGAGCGCGGCGGCCGCGUCGGCCUUCCGAACGCGCUCGAGAAAAAAACGUGCCGCGGCGCGAUGCUCGAGGCGGACCUGCGGCUGGAGCAGGAGGCGCACCUCGCGACGCGCCAGCUCCUCGCGCGGAGCACGGCGGAGCUCGGGCGGCUCCGGGACUCGCAGGCCCUCGCGCUCGUCGAGGCCGCGAAGGCGUCGGCGAAGAUCUCCGCCGCCGAGCGCGCGCGCGACGCGGCGCUGAGCCGCGCGAGCGACGCCGAGGAGGCCGCGCGCUUCUCCGCGUCCGAGGCCUUCGAGAAGCUCUGCGCCGACGCCUACGCGCUCGGCGGCUCGAGCGACCGCGACGACGACGACCGCAAGGUCGGCCAGCUCUGCGAGCUCCUGCCCCGCGCGCUCAAGGAGACGCGCCGCGGCGAGGACGUCGACGACCUCGGCGUCUGCGUCGUCUGCCUCACGGAACCCCGCAACGUCGCGCUCUUCGACUGCGGCCACAUCGCGGUCUGCAGCGACUGCGUCGAGUCCAUCAACAACGUCUGCCCCCUCUGCCGCCAGCAGGCCUUCGAGUACCGGCGCGUGUUCCUAAGCUGA
This is a messenger RNA of Aureococcus anophagefferens, 1656 nucleotides long. RefSeq lists its product as hypothetical. The record is from RefSeq and is a predicted model, not a curated record. NCBI's taxonomy places the organism in Eukaryota, Pelagophyceae, Pelagomonadales, Pelagomonadaceae. The coding region runs from base 1 to 1656 and encodes 551 amino acids. Gene Ontology annotation, biological process: protein ubiquitination. Gene Ontology annotation, molecular function: ubiquitin-protein transferase activity. The transcript has 5 exons.